Molecule: messenger RNA, 1240 nt
Organism: Batrachochytrium dendrobatidis JAM81
Lineage: Eukaryota; Fungi; Chytridiomycota; Chytridiomycetes; Rhizophydiales
Product: saccharopine dehydrogenase (NAD+, L-lysine-forming)
Exons: 8
Coding region: 2-1132 (376 amino acids)
Cellular component (GO): cytoplasm
Molecular function (GO): saccharopine dehydrogenase (NAD+, L-lysine-forming) activity
Source: RefSeq, a predicted model, not a curated record
AAUGAGUCAAGUCGGUGCUUCUCAAGUUCAUUUAUGGCUACGUGCAGAGACUAAGAAUAACGAACAGCGCACAGCUCUCACUCCAUCGGUAUGCAAAACUCUUUUGGCAAAAGGAUUCUGCAUCACUGUGGAGUGUUGCAAUCAGCGCAUAUUCAAGGAUGUCGAAUAUGAAAAAAUUGGUUGCACUUUGGCUCCGCAUGGGUCUUGGCGGUUUGCACCUGCCAAAUGUUUUAUUAUUGGACUGAAAGAGUUUUCUGAAAAGGACGACUUCCCACUCUGCCACAAACACAUCAUGUUUGCUCACUGCUUUAAAGGUCAAGAUGGCUGGAAGGAUGUUUUGGGUAGAUUUGUCCGUGGCGGAGGUCUUUUGCUGGAUCUAGAAUUUCUUGCACAGAAUGGUCGCCGAAUCGCUGCAUUUGGCUAUCACGCUGGCUAUGCCGGAGCUGCCGUUGGUCUGGAUGUAUGGUGUCAUAGACAGCUGUCACCAUCUUCAAGCUUGAUUCCUAAGCAACAUCCGUUUUCAAAUGACUCGGAUCUAAUUAAGCAUAUUCGAACUCGAUUGGAAAAAGCAGGUAAAGCUGCAGGCAAGACACCAAGCAUCAUGGUUAUUGGCGCACUUGGUCGAUGCGGGCGAGGUGCGUGUGAUCUGGCGCGUGCAGUUGGCCUUCCCGAAUCAUCCAUUGUAAAAUGGGAUAUGGCAGAAACUGCUGCCGGCGGUCCAUUUAAUGAAAUUCUCCGUCACGACGUAUUUGUCAAUUGCAUUUAUCUCUCGCAGCCUAUUGCACCUUUUUUGACUACCAAGAUGCUACAGGAUCCGAGUAGAGUGGUUUCAGUGAUUACCGACGUCAGCUGCGAUGCCACUAAUCCUCACAAUCCUAUUCCAGUUUACUAUGGGGCAAGCACGUUUGACAACCCUGUCAUCAAAGUUGAGGCUGGUCGCGGCAGUGUGGAUGUCAUUGCGAUCGAUCACCUUCCAACUCUAUUGCCACGCGAGGCUAGUGAAGCAUUUUGUAACGAUCUCCUUCCUAGUUUGCUUGAACUCGUUGAGCCCAUCAGGUCUCCAGUAUGGACUGAUGCAGCAACUCUUUUUUUCAAAAAAUCUCAAGCAUUACGUACAGAUGCUAAAUUAUAAGACUGCCGAGUUGAUUAGCACAAAGCACGAAUAUUGUUUAUUCUGAUUUUGACCCAUAUCUUAUUGGUUUGUGCCUUGAGUCAGAUUCUGGCGUAUAGUUACGUUGAC